UUAAGUUUCACAGGAGAGAAAAGAGGCGCGGGAACUUCUCUCUCCUUUCUUCUCUGUUUCUAUCACCCUCUCUUGCGAUCCUGUACAGUGUUGGGGAACCCUUUUCGUGUGGCUGUAGCAGUCGGCUGGACAGUAAGUUUCCCGCUGAACCAUGUGGUUCUCCUUCUCCCACGUGGCUUACCUGCUAGUGGUUCUUCUGUGGAUCUGCUGCUGUGAGGCCACGCCCUUCCCCUUCCGCACCUCUGCAGAAGGCAGCGGAGACGAUGACCUGGAAAGUUUAAUCUUCAUACCACACACCACCCGCCGACCCGUUCAUGCGGCCCCGCCCCACUUCACUCACAGCCCCUCUCACACAGCUCCACCCUAUAUCACCAAAAGCUCUGUCCAUGCAGCCCCACCUGACACCACCCACAGUUCUACCCACAAAAUUCCGAGUUAUACCACGCACAGCACUGCCAAUGUGGCUCCGCCCUACACCACCCAUGGCCCUGUGGCUCCGCCUCCCACAGCCAUCUCUAAUGGUUCUGAUGUUGAGCUCCGCCUCCUCCAGCAGGUGGCAGGCUUCCUGCAGGACAACCUGCUCCUUGUCAUAAUGGUGUGCUCUCUGGUGGCCUUCAUCAUCUUUGUCAUCUGCUGUGCAUCGUUCAUGAGCCAUAAGCGGAAGGUCAAUGCCUACUACCCCUCCUCCUUCCCUGCCACCAAGUACGUGGAUGAGACAGACAAGUCUGGGGGUGCCCGCACUUUCAGCGAAGUCCCUGAGAGACCGGCCAACUCGCCACAGCCUGAGCCUGUGGACUCUGCCAAGCAGCUCCAGGAGGACAUCCUAACAGCUGCCCGGAAACUGCGGACACCCACGAAAACAAUGUCAGGAGGGAGAGAUGGCGGGGACCUCAAGCAGAAACCACCUGAGGAGCCGAAGAACCAGCUGGAUGCCCCACAGUCUGAGGAGACCCCCGCAGAGACUGUAGAGGAAAUGAUCUCCACAGAGGCUGAACAGAAAGUGGUCUCCGCAGAGGCCGAACAGGAAGUGACUCCUACCCCAUCUGUGCAGGAAACAGACCAGCCUAAGGACAAAGAGCCAGAUCAGGGCCUCAGUCUGGACCCCUGUCACCUGGAGGAGGAAGAACCGCUGCAGCAGGAAGCCCCAUCUGAGCCAGAGGAGCCGGAACCACAGCCGGAAGUGAGGUCACCUCCAGCUGACAGUCAAGAAGUGGCCUCUCCAAUAGUGCGAAUGAUCGGUGGGGAGACUACUGCCUUUUAAUCAGCCCCAAGAUCCCUGCCUAAAUUACGCUUUCACCAGUCAGAAAUCCGUGAGAACCCAGUGCUGAUGCGUCAUUCUCACUGUUUUCUCACCGCUUGUGACAUCGCUGUAUUGUUUCUUGUUUCCAUAGUGUGCAUUCAUACAAGAAAUGAGUUCUGAUAUGACAUGUGCAGAAAACGAGUCCCACUGAAGGUAUGAUAUUUGUUGCAUGUAAUUAGUUACAAGUCUGUACAUAUGGUAUAAUGAUGAAGCUGUUUAGCAGAGCUAGUAAGUCAAAAGAAUGCAGAAACUUGUAUCUAAAAUAACGAUGGGGUAUUAUAAUACCCUGAAGAAAACAUCGGCUGUUUGAACACAAUUGUAGUUUGUUUAGUUCAAACUUAUAUGUACUCUGGUAAUAUCAAAUUCUCACAAUGCCAACCACAGUUAGAAGUAGGUGUAGCUGCAGUUAAACAUAGGUACAACUACAGUUAAGACAGCUUGCUUACAGGCAGAUGUAAAAAUGCAAUUCUUUGUUACCAUCUCUUAACCCACACUGCAGCUUUUAUCUGUAAUAGAAGUAGCUGUGAGCCAAGAGUGAACAAACUCCAAUCGCAAGUACUGAUCCUGGAUCAUAAUCCAUUUUUUUCAGAAAGUGGCUGUGAUUAGGAUUAUGGGACAGUAAGAUUACCCUGAAUCAGAUGAGUGGGGAAUGUUGGGUGCAGAGCAACAAAUUACUUAAUGGGUAGACCUGCCACGUGCGGUUAUCCAUUGGCUGAUUGAAAUAAUCACAGUGCCAUGCUGUCAGUGAUAAAACGCUGAUUAUUUGAAUAGGCAGUGAUAUGAUGAGUCAAUGAUACAACAUAAUAGCACCACUCACUCACCCAUCUGUAAUGUUCACAGAAUUGUAUUUAUGAGGGUAUAAAUAUUUACUGUCUUAAAUGCCUUGGAAUUUUUAUAGACAUUUAGCCAGGCAUGAUUUAUACAUACAGAAUUUCACCAAAACAGUUGAGAUGAAGUUCAAGGCCACAAGCAUUCCAGCUGAUAUUCAAACUCAUAGCCCUCAGUUCUAUACUCUGUUAAAUUGCUCAAAUUCAGCUUUCACUAGGUGAUGUCAUGAAACAGAUUCUUUGUUGUACAAUGACAGAUAACACAGCCCUAUCACAUGAAGGAGGCUGAUAAUGUGUAACAGGAUUCAGACCUUUCACAAUAACAGACUGGAGUAGAACAGAAUGAACUGUAUGAUUUGCCAAAGAGGAAUUUGCUUUUGUGGGGUGUGUGGGGACAACUACCAGAGUUUAUCUGCAGAUACUUCAAUCUGAACAUCACUGUGCUUUCUGGAGAAACAAGUUUCCUGUUGACCAGGUUCUGUUGUGUGUAUCAUUUAAAUACACGGUCGUGUUCCAAAUCACGCUGGGAAAUA
Molecule: messenger RNA, 2660 nt
Organism: Megalops cyprinoides (Indo-Pacific tarpon)
Lineage: Eukaryota; Metazoa; Chordata; Actinopteri; Elopiformes; Megalopidae
Product: transmembrane protein 119-like
Exons: 2
Coding region: 152-1261 (369 amino acids)
Biological process (GO): ossification; positive regulation of osteoblast differentiation; positive regulation of bone mineralization
Cellular component (GO): plasma membrane
Source: RefSeq, a predicted model, not a curated record